AUGAACUGGAAACAGCAUAACUUUGAUAGCUUCCAGGGGCUGAAGGCAGGAGUCACAGCAAACACUUUCUUGGAGGAGCUUCAGAGGGCUUUUGGGGACUCCAAUGCGGAACAAGUUGCCACUGCUCAACUUAUGGGCCUCUGCCAGAACAAACAGUCCUUGCAGACUAAAUCCAAAAUGUUGGCUGUGGACGUGGGGUACAACGUGGUCACCACCACCAACAACAAGGGGGAAUACAAGAAAGGGGACCAAGACAACAUCUUCAUUGAGUUCCUUGAGUGCGGACUCAGUGGCAAGAUUGCCAGCCGCCUGUAUAACACCGGUGUUCCCUUGCCCAAGGCCUAUGGGGGGUUCAAGGCCUGGUGCAUCAACAUCGAGGCAAAUGCUCUGCACGACCAGCCACUCUAG
Molecule: messenger RNA, 408 nt
Organism: Mycena citricolor
Lineage: Eukaryota; Fungi; Basidiomycota; Agaricomycetes; Agaricales; Mycenaceae
Source: the annotation of a GenBank genome assembly